Messenger RNA from Linum tenue, 4565 nucleotides. The record is from the annotation of a GenBank genome assembly. Lineage: Eukaryota; Viridiplantae; Streptophyta; Magnoliopsida; Malpighiales; Linaceae.
GCAAAAGAUUCCCCCCUCUUUUCCCUAGAAAGAAACUUCAAUUCAAUUUUCUCGAGAAACAAACACUCCCUUUCCAUUGCUUCUCUCUUUCUCCGUUCUGGGCUUCUGGCCUUCUCCUUCAAUCCAGCUCAAUCACAGUCAAAUCAUGCUUCUUCUUCUUCAGUUGCUCUUCUCUCUCACCUAACCCACUAUUUUUUUUUAUCCUCUCUCUCUUCCUUCGUUCUCACUUAAACCUAAAGUAUAAGCUAAAACCCACCCCCCAAUUCCCCCAUUUAAUUCCAAUUCGGGAUUUUUUUCUGGGGUUUUCGUCGAUGGGGUGCGCCGGCUCCAAGCUGGACGAUCUCCCGGCGGUGGCGCUCUGCCACCACCGGUGUACCUUCCUCAACGAAGCCAUCGCCCAGCGGUUUCUGUUGGCGGAAGCUCAUCUCGGGUACGUGUAUUCGCUCCGGGGAGUCGCGGAUUCCUUGCAUCAUUUCAUGGGGCAGGAUUUCGGCGGUGGGUUGGAGUCUCCGAAGCUCAAUUUGCCUCCCAAGGGGAAAGGUGUGAGUGUCGAGGAUGUUGGGAAUUCGACGAAGAAGGUUAGUGGUGGCGGGGGAGGCGGCAGGGGUAAAGGUCAUUCCCACUCUCACUCCGGUUCGCAUCUUCAUUUUAUACCCGAUUCGGACGAGGACGAGGAGGAGGAGGAUGAGGACGACGAUGAUGAUUCGGAUUCGCAUCUUCACCUCUCGGAUCACUCGUCUCCCUUGCAUAAUCACGCCGGUGGCGGCGGCGGUGGCGGUGGCAAGCAUGUGAAGUUUAUGAGUUCUGAUUAUAUGCCUAUGUCUGUGGAUCAAAGGCCUUUUCCCGCCGGCGGCGGUGGGUAUCCGGGUGGCAGAGGCGGGUACCCAGAAGGUGGAGGCGGAUACCCGGAAGGUGGAUUCGGGUAUCCGGGAGGUGGAGACGGGUUUCCCGGUGGAUAUCCGGGCGGCGGCGGUGGAUAUCCGGGUAGCGGAGGUGGGUAUCCGGGCGGCGGGGGCGGGUUUUUCCAUAUGAAUUAUAUGAAGAAAAAGGGGACAGCUUCGGUGGUUUAUAAGCAGAGGCCGGCGGCUGCGGAGACCGUUCGUUUCGGUGAAUCUUCUUCGUCUUCUUCUUAUUAUUCGCAGCCUAGUAACAAUUCUUCUUACCCUGUUGAUAAUUCGAGCGCUUAUUCGUAUUUCGGGUACCCGAAUAAUGGUGGUGCCGCCUCCGGCGGCAGCAGUGGAAUGGCUGGUUACUACGGCUCUCCGCCUGCUCAUGGAUCUUCAUCUCUGCCUCCCCAGGGUGCUUCCUCGUCGAAGCCGCCGCCAGCUCCGCCAUCGCCACCGAGAGCUUCAGCUUGGGAUUUCUUGAAUCCGUUUGGGAGUGACGAGAAGUACUAUCCAUCUUACACUCCCAGCAGGGAUUCCAGAGAAGUGAGGGAAGAAGAAGGGAUUCCUGAUUUGGAGGACGAGGAUUAUCAGCACGAAGUAGUUAAAGAAGUACACGGAGAUCCCAAAUAUGUUGCUGAAAGUAAGGGCGGUGGUGGUGGUGGUGGUCAGAGUAAUUAUGAGAAAUCGGCGAUGAUGGAUGAUGAUGAGAUGGAAGCUAAGUCUAGUGGUGGUGGUAGUGGUGAGGCAGAGGCGUCGCUCUACCAAACAAGGGCUAGUGGUGUGUCAAUGGAGACUAAUGGACCUGAGUAUGAGGUGCACGUAGUGGAAAAGAAAGUUGUUGAUAAGGAGAAGCCCGAUAAGAAUGGCAAUGGCGGCGGGUUUAAGGGUCGAGGAGGGUUGCGGGAUGUGUCUCAAGUUGCUGUUGAGAUCAAGAUCCAGUUCGAGAGGGCUUCUGAGUAUGGGAAUGAAAUAGCGAAGAUGCUCGAAGUGGGGAAGCUCCCUUACCAGCGUAAACAUGUUUCAAAGAAGUUGCAAGGUGUUACUCCAUCAUCAUUAUCGUUGUUGUCUUCACAGCCACCUGCUUCCAAUAGCUUGGAGGCUUCAUCCUCGAACGAUAAUGCUGGUCCAGCUUUCCUGGAGAUGGAUGAAGAUCUGGCCUUCAGAUCAAAGAAUCUUUCCUCUACCUUGCAAAAACUGUAUCUUUGGGAGAAGAAGCUCUAUACUGAAGUGAAAGCUGAGGAGAAAAUGCGGGUAGUUCAUGACAGGAAAUGCCAGAAGCUGAAACGUUUGGAUGAGAGGGGUGCGGAAGCUCACAAAAUAGAUGCUACACGAACUUUGAUAAGGAGCCUGUCGACUAAAAUAGGAAUUGCGAUGCAGGUUGUUGACAAGAUCUCUGUCACGAUAAACAAGAUUAGAGAUGAAGAGCUAUGGCCGCAACUGAAUGAUUUGAUUCUCGGGUUGAGUAGAAUGUGGAAAAACAUGCUUGAGUGUCACGAAAUUCAGUGCCAAGCAAUAAAGGAAGCCAAAGGGUUUGGUCCUAUUGGAUCUGGUAAGAAGCUCAGUGAUGAUCAUCUCGAAGCUACAAUGCAACUUGAGCAUCAGCUGCUUAAUUGGACUUCCAGUUUCACCAGUUGGGUCGGAGCUCAGAAGAGUUAUGUAAAAGCCCUAAAUAGUUGGCUUGUAAAAUGCAUCCUCUAUGAACCAGAAGAAACGCCCGAUGGCGUGGCUCCGUUUUCACCUGGGAGAAUGGGUGCACCUCCCGUGUUUGUGAUUUGUAAUCAGUGGGCACAAGCUAUUGAUAGAAUAUCUGAGAAGGAAGUGGUUGACUCUAUGCGCCUCUUUGCAUCGACGGUGUUUAAAUUGUGGGAGCAAGAUAAGGAAGAGAUGCGAAGCAGAAUGAUAACUAACAAGGAUUUGGAAAGGAAAGUUAGGAACUUGGACAGAGAGGAUCAGAAGAUACAGAAGGAGAUCCAAGCAUUAGACAAGAAAAUUGUUUCGGUUUCUGGAGAUGGCGGCGAUGGUUUGUCUGUUACUGGAAAUGUUGUGUAUCAGAGUGAUACUAGCAAUGGCAGCCUGCAAGGUAGCUUACAAAGGAUUUUCGAGGCUAUGGAGAGGUUCACAGCAGAGUCUGUGAAAUCUUAUGAGGAUCUUGUGCAACGUAGUGAAGAAGAAAGUAGAGCUGGAGAACAUGCUGCUUCUUAAUCAUCACAUGGUUCAACCACAUACAGCUUUAUGCAAACUUCACUUGAAGCAGAAGACUUCGCCACCUUGUCACGUGAUUUCGUGGUGAGAUAUGUCUCGUCCCUUCUGCUGCUGAAACUCCUAUGUGAAAGAAGAUUCUGAAAAAGCUGCAGUUGUUCCAUGUGGGCACCUAGGUUUGAUGCUGUUUGAAGCUCAGAAGAAUGGAAAACUGAACUGGGCUAUCAGACCUGGUCUGUAAGUGCCAAUUCCUUCCUCUAUUGGAUCAGAAUUGGCAUAGGCCUUAUAGCUCCUGUAGGGAUAUCAUCACAUCUGACACAUCUCGUCGUGCAUUUACACGGCUGAGAAGGGUCAUAAACAGGGUUCGCUCUGGGGAAAAAAGACAAUGCUGAAGAUGCAAAAUCUGAGCAAGAGCAGAACUAGAUUCAAUUUUGAACUGAGGAUAUUUGGUUGAGUUAUAGGAUCAGUGGGCAGUCCCAGAAUGGCGCAAGUCUUGGAAAAUGCCCACAGAUCAGAUAUAUAUGGUAAAUAACUUAACUUUGAUUUUCUUCUUGGACUUUUUUCGGAAUAUUUAUUACAUUAAAUUCUGUAUAGAUCUUUUCUUCUCCCUGAUAUAGCUCUUCUCAUAGCAAAGGGUCUCUGUGAGGCUCUAAUUAGAGGUUCUUAACAUCCAUCAUUUCGUGUUGCUCCUGCAAUUCGAAUCCUGUAUCACCACUGAACUAGAGAGACUAGGAAGGUGAAUGUACCAUUGUAAUCUUGUUGGGGAUGGCAAUCGAAGCAGAGAAACUAGAUGAUUUUUACAUAUCAUUCAUACAUGUCUCUUCUGUGCUAUGAGAAUGAUUAGCUGUGUGGGUUGUGAUUAGGACACAGUUUGUUUUCUACUAAUCUUGUACUAUUAUUAGCUUGGAAGAGUUUUGCUUAGAGUGAUUGCAACAAUGAUGACAAAAUAUCUUUCUGGCUUUGGGAACACAACAGCUCACAGUACUCUGAUUUGGGGAUAUAGCAAAGAUAGGGCUAAACUAUUUGUAAUGAUUAUCUGUUGGCAAUAACUGUGGGAAGUUGAAGGUGGUUUAACCUCUUUCAGCAUAGGAGGGUUAUGAUGGUGUGAACUGAAUCGAGUUUUGCAGGACUUUUUUUGUAUGCCAUUUGUGACAGCUGAAAUGAAAACAACAGCUUUCCUUUGUUUGUUUUGGUUUGUGAUAGGUCUAGGUAGGCCAGAGGAUCUUGCACGCUUCUUCCUCUCUAAUCUCUUAUCUCUCCCAAACCUUGUUUGGGCCUUUGGGGAAAUGACUGUAAAAAGUGAUGCUCAUCCUGAAUGGUUUUUUGUGGGCUAGAGAGAGGGUGGGUUGAUGUGGAAAUUGUGGAUGGUAACAUGUCAAUUUAGGCGAAUGGUGUGUUUUAAAGGGUAUUCGAGAUUGUAUAAGUUUCAUUUAUUUGAGAUAAGUUAUACUUUCAUUAAGAUACAUCACGGUAUAUCAU